Messenger RNA from Camelina sativa (false flax), 2400 nucleotides. The record is from RefSeq and is a predicted model, not a curated record. NCBI's taxonomy places the organism in Eukaryota, Viridiplantae, Streptophyta, Magnoliopsida, Brassicales, Brassicaceae.
AUGAAUCAUGUGGUUUACGGUUUAUGUGCAGUUCUCCCGGUUAUCGUGGAUGUCAUUGUAAACCUUCCCGAUGAAACGGAGGCUAUUCUCAAGGGCAUAUCAACGGACAGGAUCAUAGAUGUUCGGCGGCUUUUAUCGGUUAACUUCGAUACUUGCCACAUCACCAAUUAUUCACUCUCCCAUGAGGUCAGAGGAUCGCAGUUAAAAGACACAGUGGAUGUUUCGGCGCUUAAACCGUGUCUUCUCACGUUAACGGAAGAGGAUUAUAACGAAGGAACAGCAGUGGCUCACAUCAGACGACUGCUUGACAUCGUCGCCUGCACUACUUGCUUUGGUCCAUCGCCGGAGAAAUCCGAAUCCGUGAAAAGUUCUCAGGUCAAGGGAGGUGGAAAGAAUUCCAAACAUUCGGAAACGUCGCCUCCGCCGUCUCCUGCGUCCAAGGAUGCGGUGAUUGAUGACGCCGGAGAGACCAGCCACUCUUUCCCUAAGCUUGGAAGCUUCUACGAGUUUUUCUCUCUCGCUCACCUCACUCCUCCUCUUCAAUAUAUACGCCUUGUGACUAAGCGGGACACCGAAGAUAUAUCUGCGGAAGAUCAUCUUCUCUCCAUCGAUGUGAAGCUUUGUAAUGGGAAGCUCGUUCAUAUUGAAGGUUGCAGGAAAGGAUUUUACAGUAUUGGGAAACAGAGAAUUAUAUGUCACAGUCUUGUUGACUUGCUUAGACAAAUUAGUAGAGCCUUCGAUAAUGCUUACAGUGAUCUUCUGAAAGCAUUUUCGGAGCGCAACAAGUUUGGAAAUCUUCCAUAUGGGUUUAGAGCUAACACAUGGCUCAUCCCGCCUACUGCGGCUCAGUCACCAGCAGCGUUCCCGCCUCUCCCUGUCGAGGAUGAGAGAUGGGGAGGGGAUGGUGGUGGUCAAGGGAGAGAUGGCACCUACGAUUUGGUUCCGUGGUCCAACGAGUUUGCCUUUAUUGCCUCUAUGCCUUGCAAGACAGCAGAGGAGAGACAAGUCAGAGACAGAAAAGUGUUUCUUCUUCACAACCUCUUUGUCGAUGUCGCGACUUUCAGAGCCAUCAAAGCUGUUCAGAAAGUAAUGACUGAGCCAGUGCUGGCUCAAGAAGACUCUGACGUUCUAUAUUCCGAGACAACUGGAGACUUGAGUGUUACGGUUACAAGGGAUACUUCAAAUGCAAGUAGUAAAGUGGAUACAAAAAUUGAUGGAAUUCAAGCCACUGGUCUGGAUAAAAAGAAGCUGAUGGAACGGAACCUUCUCAAGGGACUUACUGCUGAUGAAAAUACUGCUGCCCAUGACGUUGCUACUUUAGGGACUAUAAGUCUUAAAUAUUGCGGUUACAUUGCUGUUGUGAAAAUAGAGAAGGAGAGUGAGGAGUUAAGCCCACCUUCUCAAAUUGUUGACCUCCUUGAACAGCCUGAAGGUGGUGCUAAUGCUCUAAACAUUAACAGUUUGAGAUUCCUUCUCCAUAAAUCCUCUUCUGAGCAGAACAAGAAAACACCUCAUCAACAAGAUGAUGAGCUCACAUCUUCACGGGAAUUUGUAAGUAAAAUGGUGGAAGAAAGUAUUGUAAAGCUUGAAGAAGAGGAUAUAGACAGGGAGAGUAUCAUGAGAUGGGAGCUUGGUGCUUGUUGGAUACAGCAUUUACAAGACCAAAAGAAUACGGAAAAGGACAAAAAACAAAACAGUGAAAAAUCCAAGAAUGAAUUGAAGGUUGAAGGGCUUGGGAAACCGCUUAAGUCCCUCAAUAGCAGCAAAAAGAAAACAGAUGUAAGCAGCCCUAAGACGACGCAGACUGCAGUAUCAUCUCAGGUUGAUGGGGUUUCUUCAGAGACUGAUAAUUCUGCAGCAACUGCAUCUUUGCAAUCCGAUGCCGAGAAGAAUGCUCAAGAAAAUGUACUCGUCUUGAAGAAUUUGUUGUCUGAUGCAGCCUUCACUCGCCUAAAAGAGUCAGAUACUGGACUUCAUCACAAGUCUUUGCAAGAACUUGUCGACUUGGCACAGAACUAUUAUACUGAAGUUGCUAUUCCGAAACUGGUUGCAGAUUUUGGUUCGUUGGAGCUCUCCCCAGUCGAUGGUCGGACUCUAACUGAUUUUAUGCACACAAGAGGUCUUCGGAUGCGUUCCUUAGGAUAUGUUGUGAAGCUUUCAGAUAAGUUGUCACAUGUACAAUCACUGUGUGUUCAUGAGAUGAUUGUAAGAGCCCUUAAACAUAUCCUCCAGGCGGUGAUUUCUGCCAUUGCUACUGACACUGACAAUAUAGCUAUAAAAGUAGCUGCUGCUUUGAACAUGAUGCUUGGGAUUCCUGAAAAUACUGCAGCACCACCACAGAACACUUGGAAUUUACAAGGAUCUACGGAAGUUUGCCAUUCUCCGUGGAUUAUGCCAUAA